Molecule: messenger RNA, 1530 nt
Organism: Micromonas commoda
Lineage: Eukaryota; Viridiplantae; Chlorophyta; Mamiellophyceae; Mamiellales; Mamiellaceae
Exons: 2
Coding region: 1-1470 (489 amino acids)
Biological process (GO): poly(A)+ mRNA export from nucleus
Cellular component (GO): nucleus; cytoplasmic stress granule
Molecular function (GO): ATP binding; RNA binding; RNA helicase activity
Source: RefSeq, a predicted model, not a curated record
AUGUCUUCCGAGGAGGCCGCCGCCGAGACCAAGCCCGAGGCUGAGACCAAGCCCACCGAAGACGUGAAGACUUCGGAGGACGUGGACAAGGCCGCGGAGGCGCUCGAGAAGGUCGGCGUCGCCGAGAAUGAGGAUGUCGAGAAGCCCGACGUGCCCGACACCGCCCUCGGCAAGUCCGAAGUGCUCGUGGAGCAGGAGGAGACCGUGGUUGAGAAGAAAGUUGUGGACGACACCCCUUACGCCUCGGCCAAGUCCUUCGAGGAGCUCGGCCUGAGCGCCGAGCUGCUGCAGGGCCUGUACAGCGAGAUGAAGUUCGAGCGGCCGUCGAAGAUCCAGGGAGAGACCCUUCCGAUGAUCCUCCAGCCCCCGCAUCGCAACCUCAUCGCGCAGGCGCACAACGGAUCGGGCAAGACCACCUGCUUCACGCUGGGGAUGCUGUCGCGCGUGGACGUGUCCAACCCCGCGCCGCAGGCGCUGUGCAUAUGCCCCACCCGCGAGCUGGCCAUCCAGAACGUCAUGGUCAUGGAGAAGAUGGGCAAAUACGCCAAGAUCACCAUCGCGUACACCGCGGACGCCAGGUGGGUGGGCGCGAGCAGGAGGGAGAAGAUUGUGGACCAGGUGGUGAUCGGGACGCCGGGCAAGAUGCUGGGGUGGAUGCGGGAGAAGCAGCUGGACUGCAAGGGCGUCAAGAUCUUGGUCUUCGACGAGGCGGAUCAGAUGAUGGACACGGACGGGCACAGGGUGGACUCGCUCAAGAUCAUGAAGCACCUCAAGAGCAGCACCAAGCAGAUGCCGCAGGUUCUGCUCUUCUCCGCGACGUUCAACGAGCGCGUCAAGGACUUCAGCACCAAGGUGGUGCCAAACGCGAACCAGAUCUUCCUCCCGGCGCACGAACUGUCCCUGGAUGUGAUCAAGCAGCACAGGGUGUACGUCAACAGCACCGAGGCGAAGGAGAUCUUGCUCAAGGAGAAGAUCUUCCCGUGCUGCGACAAAAUCGGCCAGACCAUCAUCUUCGUGCGAACGCGCGAGGGGUGCAAGCGCCUGAUGCGCACCAUGAACGAGGCCGGGUACAAGUGCACCGCGAUCGAGGGCGGCAUGGAGCACAGCGAGCGCGACCGCGUCGUGAAGGAGUUCCGCGACGGCCUCACCAAGAUUCUCAUCUCCACCGACGUCCUCUCCCGCGGCUUGGACGUCUCCACCGUGACGCUCGUCAUCAACUACGACAUGCCCGUGGAGCACAGCAACCCGCGGGCGCCCAACUACGAGACCUAUCUCCACCGCAUCGGUAGGUCCGGCAGGUUCGGCAAGAAGGGCGCCGCGUUCAACCUCCUGUUGGGACCGGACGAGCGGGCCGUCAUGGACAAGAUCGCGGAGCACUUCGACCACCCGGUGCCCGAGGUGGAGUUCAACGACGACGACGCUUUCGAGCACGUCCUGGAGGAGGCCGGCCUCAUGAGCAAGGAGGAGUAAAUACGCUUAAGGGAUUAGGUUCAGCCGCCGAAAAACAUUUAAUAAAACAUUCAUCAUCGU